Molecule: messenger RNA, 587 nt
Organism: Salvia miltiorrhiza (redroot sage)
Lineage: Eukaryota; Viridiplantae; Streptophyta; Magnoliopsida; Lamiales; Lamiaceae
Product: ferredoxin, root R-B1-like
Exons: 1
Coding region: 98-553 (151 amino acids)
Biological process (GO): electron transport chain
Cellular component (GO): plastid
Molecular function (GO): electron transfer activity; 2 iron, 2 sulfur cluster binding
Source: RefSeq, a predicted model, not a curated record
GCCUACACUUCUCAACGGCACUGCCUGCUGCGCUGCACCCAACUCAAAGAGGCAUUGCGUCUUUCUCUCUCACUUCACAGCUUCAGGAGAACGGAACAUGGCAACUGCAAGGCUUCCCACAGUUGCCAUCUUUGGAAGUGCGCCUCGAUGCCAAACCACAAGCGCCUUUGUCAAGAUACCGUCAUCUCUGGGUUCCGUAAAGAGCACCUCUAGAAUCUUUGGCUUGAAGGCAAAGCCGGAUUUCAAGGCAACUGCCAUGGCUGUGUACAAGGUGAAAUUGGUUGGGCCGGAUGGUGCUGAGUGCGAGUUUGAGGCACCCGACGACUGCUACAUCCUCGACUCUGCUGAGUCAGCUGGAGUUGAACUCCCAUACUCAUGCAGGGCUGGAGCAUGCUCCACCUGUGCUGGGAAAAUGGUGUCGGGGGCUGUCGACCAGUCCGAUGGCUCGUUCCUAGACGACAAACAGAUGCAGGAGGGCUACCUGCUGACCUGCGUUUCCUACCCGACUUCAGACUGUGUGAUUCACACACACAAGGAGAGUGAUCUGUACUGAUUACCAUCAUCUCUCUCUUCUCCGGCAACCGAGC